This is a messenger RNA of Zonotrichia albicollis (white-throated sparrow), 2068 nucleotides long. Lineage: Eukaryota; Metazoa; Chordata; Aves; Passeriformes; Passerellidae. The record is from RefSeq and is a predicted model, not a curated record.
UGCUCCACACCCAGAACGUGCUCACAGCCCGUUGGAUCCGGCAGGGAACGGAUCCAAACCCCUGCACGGGGGCAGCCCAGACUCCAGGGCUGGCAGCAGAGAUCCCUCCUUGGAGAUAAACACAGCAGGAACUCAGCUGGAUGAGGGGGCAGCCCGGGCUGGGAUCCCGCUGGACGUGGAUGGAGAUGGGACAGGAAUCCCACUGGACAUGGAUGCAGAUGGGGUAGAAGUUCCACUGGACGUGCAUGGAGGUGGGACAGGGAUCCCAGUGGACCAGGACACAGCAGGAAUUCUGCUGGACGUGGAUGAAGGUGGGACUGGGAUCCCACUGGCCAUGGAUGAAGGUGGGACAGGAAUCCCAUUGGAUGUGGAUGAAGGUGGGACAGGAAUCCCACUGGAUGAGGAUACAUCAGGAUUUCUGCUGGACGUGGAUGAAGGUGGGACAGGAAUCCCAGUGGACAAGGAUACAUCAGGAUUUCUGCUGGAUGUGGAUGAAGGUGGGACAGGGAUCCCACUGGCCAUGGAUGAAGGUGGGACAGGAAUCCCACUGGAUGAGGACACACCAGGAUUUCUGCUGGAUGUGGAUGAAGGUGGGACAGGAAUCCCAGUGGACAAGGAUACAUCAGGAAUUCUGGAUGUGGAUGAAGGUGGGACAGGGAUCCCAGUGGAUGAGGACACAUCAGAAAUUCUGCUGGAUGUGGAUGAAGGUGGGACAGGAAUCCCACUGGAUGAGGACACAUCAGGAUUUCUGCUGGAUGUGGAUGAAGGUGGGACAGGGAUCCCACUGGCCAUGGAUGAAGGUGGGACAGGGAUCCCACUGGCCAUGGACACGGACAGAGCAGGGAUCCCAGACCAUGCAGAUGGGGCAGGAAUCCCGCUGGCCAUGGACACAGAGGGAGCAGGCAGCCCUUUGGAUGCCAACACCCCCGAGCAGCGGUGCCUGAGCCUGGAAGAGCUGGGCAAUUACUUCCAGGAGUGCAUCGAGGUGGUGGAGCAGCUGGAGCGCGAGCGGGACAGGCUGAUCGCGGAGCUGGCGCAGCUGCGCGAGCCGGCGCUGCAGGAGAUCCGCCAUGCCCACGAGGAGAUCCAGGCCGCCUGCAGGCUGCUGGCCAAGGUGGAGCUGGAGAGGGACAACCUGCGCGACGAGAUCCGCCAGAUCAAGCAGAAGCUCUUCAAGGUGACCAAGGAGUGCGUGGCCUGCCAGUACCAGCUGGAGAGCAGGAGGCACGACCUCUCGCAGCACGCCGCCUACCAGGGCGAGCUGCAGAGCCAGGCGGGGCAGCUCUCGGGGGAGCUGUCCCAGCUCAAGGAGAGCUGCGAGAAGGAGAAGGAAGUUCUGAGGCAGCGCCUGGAGGCUCCUCCGUGCCGCCAGGACAACCUGUACCUGCAGGAGAGCCGCAGGUUGUCGCUGGAAUUCGAGAGUUUUGUGGCCCAGAGCCGGCGGGGGCUGGAGGAGCACUACGAGCCGCAGCUGCUGCGGCUGCUGGAAAAUCUACGGGCACCUCUGCAAACUGGAGGAAAAAGCAGAGCAGGACUCUUAGAACCACAGAAUUUUCCUCUUUGUAGCAAAAAAACCAAUGGACAGAGGAUGCAAGGGAUUCUCCUCGUGCUGCUUUACCCUGCCUGAUGUGCAGCAGCUGCCUGGAGCUGGGAAUUCCAAUCUUUGAAUUUCCAAUUUGAAUUUCCAAUCUUUUCCUUGGGUAUUCCCCCAGGUGCUGCUGCUGCUGCUGCUCUUUGCUUUUCCCCAGAGGAGCAGAACAAAAAAAAAAAACAAAAAAUCUUUGUACUGAACAAAGGAUAUGGAUGAGGAAUAACUGAUUGAUGUUUUGCUGUGUUUGAGAAAAUGUUGUUCAAAUUCUGGGAGCUUGGUGUUAGGGGGGUUUGACUUUUAAAGUUUACAUGCAAGAGAAGCUUUCUCCUUUGAAGAGGAUUUUUCUUUUGUAUUUCAAGAGUUUCUGCUGUACUGGGACGUGCUCCACAGAAAGGAGGUGGUGGGGAAGAGGUUUUUCCACUUUCUAUCGAGUCUCACACUGAAAAUAAAAGGUCAGAGUUUAAGGACCCAAAUUGA